CAAAAACAAAAUAUCAAGGCAAGAAACCGGGCGAACUUCGUAAGUGUGCCGCUAACUUUGCUUGGAAGCUGCAGUCGGAUAGAAUGUCAAUGUUGUGCGGUGUCCGAAAAACACCGGACUGAACCAAAUAAAUAAAAAAAAAACAAGGAAAACAUGAACAUUGAACGUGACCCGAACAAACGGCGGGUCAAGCCGGUGGAGCAGGCGUGCGUGCUCGACUUCGACGAGGAAUCGUCCGACGAUUCGGACUUCCGCAUCGAAGAUCAUCCGGAGCAGAGCGACGACGACGACAGCCUAGACAGCGAGGGCAAGUCGGAGGACGACAGCACCGGCGCCGAGACCGAGGAGGAGGGCUCGGACGACGAUCUGAAACGGCUGUCCAACAACAUCACCAACACCAAUGGCCAUUCGAUUGCUGAUGUCCUCAGCCAGGCGGCCCUGCAGUCCAACAAGCAGGGCGUCCCGGGCGAGGACUCCCAGAUAAUGAUAUGUUGCGGCUGUCUGGGCGACCAGAGCGACGGUGUCAACGAAAUUGUUGAGUGUGACAGUUGUGGGGUGACAGUCCAUGAAGCAUGCUAUGGAGUGUCUGACAGUGCAAGCCUUACCAGCACAGACUCCCUCUCACCGACUGCCCCAUGGUUUUGUGAGUCAUGCAAGGCCGGCGAAAUGAACCCCACCUGCGAACUGUGCCCAAAUUCCGGUGGUAUUUUCAAGGAAACCGACGUGGGCAAGUGGGUGCAUCUAAUUUGUGCCCUGUACGUCCCAGGGGUGGCUUUUGGGGAAGUGGACAAGCUCACCAGUGUCACCCUCUUUGAGAUGCAGUACAGUAAAUGGGGGGCGAAGACGUGCAGCCUGUGCCAGGAGGAUCGUUUCGCCAGAACAGGCGUUUGUAUCGGUUGUGACGCGGGCAUGUGCCGCACGUACUUCCACGUGACGUGCGCCCAACGCGAGGGCUUCCUGUCGGAGGCCCACUCAGAGGAGGUGGACCAGGCCGACCCCUUCUACGCCCACUGCAAAUUACAUUCGGACAAGACGCUGGUCAAGAAACGGAAACGCAACUACCUCGCGCUACAGCUGCGCACCCACCUGCGUAAAAUCCAAUUCGAACAGAAGGGCCACAGCGAAACGGCCGAACAGCUGCGCAUCCAACGGAAACUGGCCAAACAGAAGGAGCACUACUUGAGCUACAAGAGUUUGAAGCAGCCGCCGUGGGUGCCGACGCAGAAGAUGCCACGCCUGCUGACGACGAGUGCGUCGGCUGUUAGGAAGCUGAUGCACAAGGCGGAGAUAAUGGGCAUCAACACGGGGUUGUUAGAGACGCAGGAGGCGCAGGCGACGGCGCUGGCGGACGUCAGGAAGAAGUGGCACAUUCCUCCCGCCUUCACCGUUGAAUUUAUCGCCUAUUACUUGGACAGGAACGAGAGGAUGAGGGAGAUGAAGAGCUCCCUGGAAACGUUAAUGACGAGCAACGCAAGCCUGCUGGAGGAACAACAACGUUUACGCAUCCAGUACGACGAACUGCUCAAAGAGCACACGGAACUGAUGAACAGCAACGUGGAGAUAAAGCAGACGAUUCACAAGUACCAUUCGGCCAUACUGAGUGCUUGUCCCACCAAAAAUCUGCCCAACAUCGACGAGCUGGGCAAGCCGCCGGUUGCCAGGGUGCCCCAGCCACCUAUGAUGGUACCGACAGCAGCUGCCCUCAAAAUGGGGGUAGGUUUUCCUUUAAAAAACGUUCCAGCAGGUCGGCAAGACCGGGUUUUAAGUAGUCACGCCAAACAAGAUCCCAUGGUUUUGAAUGAAUGCGGGAUUUGUCGGCAGCCCAGAGAUCAACACUUGUUAGCUAAAUGUGAUACGUGUCAUUUGUACUAUCAUUUAAAUUGUUUAAACCCACCGCUGAGUCGUCUGCCUAAGAAGUCGAAACUCUACGGCUGGCAGUGCUCGGAGUGCGACAAAACGUCGGAUUCGGAAAUGGAGGAGAUGAAAAUGCCUCGACGGAGUCGCAGCAGAUAUUCCAGGGAUGCAAAAUCUGAUACGGACAUCUCCUCGACGCCAAAACUGAAAAUAAAACCACUGGAGAGAAGUGUGGAACAGCUUAGUCCAAUUGUGAACGAAGUGAACAACGAGACGUUUGAUACUUCAAGCUUUACGGAAACUAAAGAGGAAGAACAACCUGCUGCCCAAUCAUAUAACUCAUUGGAAACCAACGGGUUACAAGUCAUAUUAGAGAAGAACGGCACGGAACCUCACAAGAGCAGCAAAAAGAGGCGACGAGAGAAACACAGAAACAGAUAUUCCCCGGACUUGGGUGCGCCCAGCAAAGAACACAAGCGCAAGCGCAAGAAGAAGAGCCUGGACAUCGAGGAGCCGUUGCCCCAUCCCCGAAUCACCAUCAAAAUCAAACCGAUACCUCUGCCAGCCGGCGAGGUGCCCUCCGAAUCGAAUCCGCAGUGUUUCUACGUGCCGAACGAGGCGAACGACAACGCCCCGCCGCCGUUUCCGAUGAAAAAACCGCCGUCGCCCAAACGUUCGCCGCAGGAACGUCGCAAGUCGCCGCCCAAGGUGAAGUCACCGCGUGCCGAAGUCAAGGCGAAAAGUCCUCGGCUGAGCAGUCCCCGGGUGUCGUCGGGCAACGAAUCUCUCAAAGACCCGUUGGCGAUCCCCACCGCCAGCAUCUGCGACGUGUGCCAUUUGGAGGGCGCCCCUAGUAAUUCGGUGAAGUGCGAUGAUUGCCGGAAGACUUAUCACUUUUCUUGUCUGGAGCCGCCGCUGAAGAAGUCGCCCAAACGGCGGGGCUACUCGUGGCACUGCGCCGACUGCGAUCCGACCGCGUCGGAAUGAGAUUAAUUUAAUUUGUACUUAUGUUAAGGAUGUACUGUAGAAAUAAACUUAAUUUGUAUAAAAGCUGUUGUUGAAUCCAA
This is a messenger RNA of Aethina tumida (small hive beetle), 2921 nucleotides long. Its product is annotated as PHD finger protein 14. The record is from RefSeq and is a predicted model, not a curated record. Gene Ontology annotation, biological process: regulation of transcription by RNA polymerase II. The coding region runs from base 154 to 2841 and encodes 895 amino acids. The transcript has 7 exons. NCBI's taxonomy places the organism in Eukaryota, Metazoa, Arthropoda, Insecta, Coleoptera, Nitidulidae.